Messenger RNA from Clupea harengus (Atlantic herring), 3488 nucleotides. RefSeq names its product zinc finger protein 512 (gene znf512). Lineage: Eukaryota; Metazoa; Chordata; Actinopteri; Clupeiformes; Clupeidae. The record is from RefSeq and is a predicted model, not a curated record. Gene Ontology annotation, molecular function: zinc ion binding.
CUGACAACCGUGUUGCUCGGGAGCGAAAGGAACAUGCAUCUCAUUUGUUGCCACGGAAAAAGAGGGCGUCCCCAGCAUGAAGUAAUCGAGCAAAGGGGCUGUUAAUGGUUUCCUCUGGAUUUGGCGAGCGACGGUGAAAGGAAGUCGGCUUCAGCAACAACGAUCAAUUGUUGUUGUUUAUUUUUUACAUACACUCGGUAGCAUACCAUUACCAGUAUGCGCUGCCAGAGAGAAAAUGUACGGUCGCACAAAAAGACGACAGGAUCCUUUGCCACUUAAGAGGCGUGAGGUCCAAAGAGAACAUGGAUCACAUGCACAAUAACAUGUCUGUCACGUAUGUGACCACAAAAAGGAAGAUCCCCAGGCCACAAUUAAAGCCCAACACACAAGUUACCAAGGCAUUGGACCGAGACUUCGAAUUAGGGGGGAUUGGACCAUCCAAGAUCGAGGCAUGUUCUCAGAAGACUCAAAACAUAAAGAGGACAUAUGCAAGAAAAAAAUACCACGACCUGCAGCCUGUCUUCAUGAGUCCUACGGAGGAUCCGGCUAGCGAGUCCUCGUCCUCCUGCUCGGUCAUUGCCUCCAGCCUGAUCAACGGGACGGAGGAGUCCCACAUGGGACCCAUGAGUCACAUGGGUCACAUGGCCUACAGGAUGCAGGGCAGAGAGCCGUGCUGCCACGGGCUGGAGGGCAUUAGGGGGACUGGUUAUGGCAUGAAGAGGAAGCAACCAAUAGAGGAGCCAUGCAGGUCCCCAGCUACAAGCCUUCCUGGGGUUAUAAGAGAGUCAGUUCUUGUGGUGGAGCGUACCGACAGCAGUCACCUGGUUCUGCCAUCUGAAGAGCCGAGGCCAAGGAUCUUCACCACCAAGAAAGAGCCGCCAACUUACCCACCAGGGAGCCAAGAAGAGAGGUGGCAGUUGCAGAUCUUGGGAAAGGGAAGAGUCACGUGUCCCAAGUGCAAAUCGGUCGGAAGGAAGACAGUGGAAGGCCUAAAGAAACACAUGGAAUCCUGCAAUAUGCACCCCUUUACAUGUCCGCACUGUGGAAAACAACUGAAGUCCUCAACGGGGAUGAAGUACCACCUCAUGGCUGACCACAACAACCUGCCCUCACUUGAGGAAGGUAAUGGGAUGGACGACCAGGCGCUAAAAGAGAAGCUCCGGAAGAUUCUGAAAAGAAUGGGUAAAUUGAAAUGCUCCAAAGAGGGAUGCAGUGGCAGCUUCACUAGCAUCAUGGGUUACCUGUACCACACCAAGAAGUGUGGCAAGGAGGAGUCAGAGCUGGAGAAACUGCUGCUGAACUGCAAGCACUGUGGGAAACCUUACCGCUCAAGGGCUGGCCUGGAGUAUCACCUCAAAUCUGAACACGCUCCGACGCCCCAGAAGACGGACGAGGACGAGUCGAAGACCCAGCAGGAGCCCAGCCCAGAGAGGACACCCAGCGGUCGCGUGAAGCGCAUGUCCGCCCAGGUGGCAGUCUACCACCUGCAGGAGAUUGCCAAUGAUGAGCUUAGUAAGGAGUGGCCUAAGAGGAAAGUUCAACGGGACCUGGUCCCGGACGAUAAGAAGCUCAAAUAUGCCCGUCCUGGACUGCCAGCUUUCAGUCAGGAGGUUCUGCGAAAGUGGAAGAAUGAAGUCAAACUGCAAAGAAAAGUGCAAUGCCCUAAUCAGGGAUGCGGGGCCGUCUACACCAGUGUGUCUGGGCUCAAAGCUCACCUGGGCCUCUGCACGAUGGGAGAGUUUGAAGCUGGAAAAUACAAAUGUCUGAUAUGCCGUAAGGAGUUCAAUUCAGAAAGUGGGGUGAAGUAUCACAUCAACUCCGUCCACUCUCAGGAGUGGUUUGUGGUGAGCAAAAAAGCCUCCAAGAAUUUCGAGAAGCUGCUAAAGACAAAGCCCAGACUCAUUGGACCAGAGCCGACUCCCGAGCAGAACCCGGAUCUCCGCUUCACCCCGGGCCUCAGCACCUGGCAGGAGAUGGGCCCCCUGGCUGCCCCCUCCACCGUCAUCAUGGCCAACCCCGGAGCCACGGAGGCCGAGGGCAAGAGGCAGGAGGAGAGGGAGAAGGACGGAGAGAAGGAGAGAGAGCCGGGGCAAGAGCAGAGUCGGGGGAAGGACUGCUACGACUUUGAAGGCAGCGACAACAACAGCCGCAACAGCAGCAGCAGCAGCGGAGGCAGCUCCAGCAGCGAGUCCGAGACGGAGGACGCCGUGCAGACUGGGCACGACACGUGGGCCCUGAAGAGGCCGCCCAUCGCCGAUCCCCAUCACGCGCUCCCUCCUCCUCCUCCUGCCAAGCUGCCCAGGGCCAACCCCUAACCUGCCGUCCUGCCUUUGCCCAGCAUUUCGCGGACCAACCCAACAUCACUGGGUUCCCAACCCCUGUCCUUUCACACAAAUUGUGUGUUUGACAUUUGAUGUACUACAAGUAGUACAGCAACAGUGAACUUUAACCUUACUAGAGUAACUGUGUUUACUUUCAACACAUCGGCUCUGUGACAUCCGUGUGCCAGUGUUGUUUUUGUUGUUUUUUUUUUGUUUUUUUUUCAGUUGACCUCAACACAAAACAUUGAACAAGUGGAACACGAGGGAAAGUGGGCUAUACCUUACCACUGUGUCUGCCACCACCUGUAUACAAACUGUAGACUUCUGCUCAAUAUGUGUUUAACCAGCUGCAUGUGAUGUGGUCUUCUUGUACUGAAUGCUUCUUCCUGAACCCACGGAAUGGUAGUGAUGAUUGCUACUGUACAAAAAAAAAGGAAAGAUGGUGGUGUUGUUUUUGUACAGAUAACAUUAUAAACGCUAAUCAUUCAUUUCUGCAUAAGAGAGCAGUAGUUAGAUUGGUGCGUGGCUCUGGAUGUGCAUUUUGUUUAGAAAUGAAGUUUGAGUGAUUCCUUCAUGAUAAAGAGGAGUAGGGUGCAGAGUAUUGCAUGGGUUACUUCCUUUCUGACUGACACUGUGCAUGACAGAAUAUAGCACUGUCCCACAGUGAUGAAACACUUUUUUUUUUUCAAUUUGUCAUUUAUAAUAUUUUUUAACACAAAGGACCAAAAAAAAGUCUUCAGACAUCGCUAGACAUUACUAAGUUUAGUUCAUGCUAUAUGACUGUGUUCUGCAAAUGAUGAAGGGAAUGCAUGCAUUAACUUGUGCAGAGAGAGGGAAAUCAUUCCACUGUACUCUGUAAAUCUGUUUCCCAAUAUGCCUUGUUUCGUCUGCAAAGUAACAGUAGAUGACAAUUGUAUUGAAGUUAACGUACUGUUUUUCGUAGGUUGCUGUCAGCUUAACACCGUAACCUCAUGGUAUACAUUAGUACAGAUGGUUCUGGAGUAACUUACUCGCCUUGUAACAAGCUGUAUUUAUAUGAAAGUAUAUUGUUAGAUUAGUCAACUUGUAUACUACUUGUGUUUUUUUUAUUUAGAACAUAUGUAACUUUUUCAGCAACAUAAGGAAAUGUACUUUCGACAUGUGUAAUUAAAGGUUUGUGUACUGUUA